GCCAUUGCGAACUACUUUGCCAAGGAGUUCAACAAAGUCAAACCAAGGGAGGCCAAGUCGAUACACUUCCUGGAUGUGAAACUUGUUCAGGCAGAAGCUCACGACGGCUCCCCCCUGUUCUACACAAUCGAGGACAUCUUUCCUAAGUACGAGUUCAAGAAGUUCAAUAGCAACUUCGGCUUCGUCAACCGGGUGGACUUCACCUCGACCCUGAACGCCUUCUCUCACUGGACUUACGACCACACCCAGCACUACCUGAUGGUGGUGGACCUGCAGGGGAUCCUGCACGACGAGCGCUACGUCCUGACCGAC
Darwinula stevensoni is the source of this 312-nucleotide messenger RNA. NCBI's taxonomy places the organism in Eukaryota, Metazoa, Arthropoda, Ostracoda, Podocopida, Darwinulidae. The record is from the annotation of a GenBank genome assembly.